Molecule: messenger RNA, 1632 nt
Organism: Leptosia nina
Lineage: Eukaryota; Metazoa; Arthropoda; Insecta; Lepidoptera; Pieridae
Source: the annotation of a GenBank genome assembly
AUGCGUAGAAACACUUAUGUAUUGGAGAAAUCUAGUUUUGAGGAUUUAGAACCGGAUUCCACCUCCAAACAAUAUAACAGCUUGCAAUUACCAGAUUCCGUAAAGAAGUUCGUUGCAAAAAAGACAUCUUUGUCCGACACAGAUAUUCUCAACUUAGCUGAUACACCGUUACGCCACAAGCGCCGCAGAUGUAAGAAACUAAAAGUGGACAUUCAGAAAGCAAGUCAGUCGAUGAACCAGCUCGAUCUUAAUAUUGAGAACACGCCGAAACAUGUCCUACUAGAAAGCAAAACUUCAGACAGCUUCAGCGAUAGAUUCAAAGGCUUUGAUUUUAACAAAUCCUUUGAUAUCUAUGAUGAGAUAUCUGACAUUGCUUCUUCUAUUGAAGAGGAGGAAUUGGUUGAUUCUCUCUCCGAGCGCUCCAGCACUCCUAAGUCCCCCAGAUUGUGUAGAAAAGUCAGGCCAGCCAGUGAUGACAGUCACAUACCAUCGACAACACCCGAAUCAUUUGCUGAUGUUGAGCUGGAUAAAAAUGAAGAACAAAGAAUGGAAUUGCUUUUAAAUUAUCAAAUGAAACUAGAGAAAUUAGACUGCUUUCUUAAGAAGAUAUUCAAUGAAUUCCAAUUUCAUAUUGAAGUGUCUAAAGUCUUUCAGUCUCGGUCAGUUGUAACUGCACUCCCCGGCUCCGAUUUCAGCAGCAUUCCCAAGCAACUUGGGGAUGUUGUUGUUGAUAGUGUCGAUUUGCAGAGCUUGAAUUCAUCCGGCUGCUGGAACAUCAUUAUGGAAAAAGAGGAUUACCAAACAAAAGCUAAAGUUCGCAAACAACUCUUGUCUAUUAAAACCUCUAUAGAAGGUUUUGUCCAUUCCCAUCUCAAUAAUAGUGUUACCAACAAAUAUGUGCUAAAGAGGGAACCCCACAAACGUUACAAGAAAAAGCAAAAGUAUUAUGAUUUCCCCGAUUUCCGUGAUGCGUUUUUGAACCUUUUCUCGGGAGAAACUUAUGAAGAUACUAACUGUGCUUGCACAUGUCAUUCCCAGGCCGACUCUGGUCUGACAAGCAAAACACCAGAACAUUCCACCUCAAUAUCGUCAUCUAUUGGCAACUUUAGCUUAGACACAUCAAAAUUGACUGCAUACUCGGAAUCUUUGGAUCAAGUGAUCAGCUAUAACAGUUUUCAGGAUUCUCUAUCAAGCAUGUUGCUGCAAAAGGCUACUAUUGAGAGAAUUACCUUUUACAUACAAGUACAUAGCAUUCAGUUGCAGUGCGCAAACUUUGAAGUGAAGAAUUCUAUAUUAUUCUACUGCCCCUCAUGUAAGACAUCAGAGAAUGAUGAAAAUGACUUACUGAAACACAUUCUAAGUCAGACACACUGUGAAAAAAUACAUUUUCUAUAUAAAACGGCUUAUAUAAAGAAAUGUGUAUCUAGUGGUAAGGAAAUACAACCAAGUACAGUGUUAAACCCCAUGACGAUGUAUAGGGAUGAUAAUAAAAUAGUCUGCUUCGGUGAUGCUCUGUACGCGUGUACUUUUUGUUUUGAAAAUUUGAUUGUUGGUGAGUCGGUUUUGAUGGCACAUUGUGCUGACCCCGAGCAUGUAGAACGGAGGGAGAAGUUCUUUGAAAUAAUCGAUUGA